Molecule: messenger RNA, 1091 nt
Organism: Linum tenue
Lineage: Eukaryota; Viridiplantae; Streptophyta; Magnoliopsida; Malpighiales; Linaceae
Source: the annotation of a GenBank genome assembly
GUAUUUAGAGCACCACUUUCAGGUUUACAUUUGCCGUGCCAGAAAGAAAAUGGAGCGCAACGGGUUUCCUGCCUUGUUACUAGUAGUACUCUCCAAUGUCAUUUUGCUGUUUUCCCCUGCAUCAGUAGUUCAUGGAUGGGGAGUCGACGGCCACUUCGCCGUCUGCAGGAUCGCUCAGCCUCGCCUGAGCGACGCUGCAGCGGCCGCGGUGAAGCAGCUGUUGCCAGAAGAUGCAGAGGACUUGGCCAGUCUGUGUUCGUGGGCGGACAAGGUCAAGUUCCGGUAUAAAUGGUCUUCUGCUCUUCAUUACAUCGACACUCCUGACAACCUCUGCAACUACAGCUACAACAGGGACUGCAAGGAUGAGAAUGGAGAGAAGGGGAGGUGUGUUGAUGGGGCUAUCCAGAAUUACACUACCCAGCUGCUUACUUACAACUCUGCUCAAUCCUCCAAAUCUGACUUCACAUCAGAUAACCUGACAGAAGCGCUUCUCUUCCUUUCCCAUCUCAUGGGAGAUAUCCACCAGCCGCUUCAUGUGGGAUUCACUUCAGAUAAAGGAGGCAACACCAUUAACAUUCAUUGGUACACAAGAAAGACUGUUCUCCACCAUGCGUGGGAUGACAACAUAAUAGAGACAGCAGAAGAACAGUUCUACAACUCCAACGUGGAGGACUUGAUUGGUGCAAUUCAAAAGAAUAUCACUUCGGGUUGGACUGAUCUUGUUCCGUCAUGGGAGGCCUGCGGCGGUAGUAAGACUACAUGCCCAACUGUGUAUGCGACGGAAGGGAUUAAAGCCGCAUGUGACUGGGCGUAUAAAGGUGUGGAAGAAGGAUCGACAUUGGAUGAUGAUUAUUUCGAGUCGAGGUUACCAAUCGUGAAGUUGAGGCUGGCACAAGGAGGAGUUCGAUUGGCAGCGACUCUCAACCGAAUCUUCGGAUGAUCCGACCUGCUAUAGCCAAAACAUAUCUUUGGUCACCAUUUUCAUUUUCAUCCAAGAACUAUGCUUUGGUUUGUAAAAAAAAAAAAUUGGUGGCUUAUUGUUAUAUGAUUCUGUGGCCGCUUAAAGGGGGAGCCAUGAGAGAUUGUCAAAG